This is a messenger RNA of Pomacea canaliculata, 5242 nucleotides long. RefSeq lists its product as uncharacterized. The record is from RefSeq and is a predicted model, not a curated record. NCBI's taxonomy places the organism in Eukaryota, Metazoa, Mollusca, Gastropoda, Architaenioglossa, Ampullariidae.
GGGGAGAGAGAACGGAUGGGAUGGUGUCGGUGCCUAUCGUCGUACCCAGCAGGCCCCGCACGGGAAAUGGCGCUUUCUCUAGUAUUGCGUACCUAUAGAUGAGAGAGUGCCCGCCUCGCUUCAUGCCAGAGAGUUCUUUGGCGCGCGUGUGUGUGCGGCAGGGCGGGGUGUUUGUCUUUUUCUCUCCGGAACGUGCAGCAGGCUGCGAGCUCUUCUGUCUUUGGUGCUCGACAGUCCUGCUCGUGUGCCAGUCUGCUGCUGAAUCCGUGACCCGGCGGCUGAAGACGUGGUCAAGCCAACACACGUGUUGGAUUGUAAUUUGUUGGGCUUUGCGCGUGCUUGUUGUGACAGACAACAGAACGGUAAACUAGUCAAGUUCAGGUGCAAAACUGUUAAUACUAAAAGUGUCUUUAUUUUGUUUACAGGAAAAGACAAUUAAGUAUUUAAUAUAAGAGGAAAAGUGUGAAAAAAGACAAAAUAUCCGUUUGCAAAAAAAAAAAAAAAAAAAAAAUUAUGAAUUCGUGCUGAGAUAACUUAGGUUCUGUCCACGAGCUUUCACGGAGUAGCGACAAAUCAUCGACACCUUCAUCGUUACAUCAGGCAUGGGCGAUAACUUAUUUGAGACAUAAAAACCGCCCUCCCUACACUCAGCCUCGAGCAGUAGCUUCGUACCGCUGCUAACGGGACUAACACCAAUGGAGCCUUCACCUUACGACAACGUGGAGUUCGGCCCAGUGGGCCGCAAGUCAGGCACCGGGACAUGGCCAGGGCCCCAAGGGACCCAGAGCACGACGACGACAACAACGACGCAGCAGGCUUCUCGCUUCAGUCCGCAGCAACAGCUGCUGCAGGCCAAAGAUCGGACAGGACUGGUCGGUGCGAAACUCGAACCGCUGGAGGAAACGGUAGAGACGGCGGAAUCCCACGAUCAGCGCAUGCAGGCCGUUAAACAACAGGCUUCCUCCAUCGUUUCUCCUUCGUCGUCUUCUCAGUCAUCAUAUUUUCAUCGCGGUGGUACUGGCCUCGGCGUCGGUGGUGGUGCAGUUGCUGGUGGUGGUAGUGACGGAGGAGGAGUGAAAACGGCCAACAACGCGGUGCAGCUUCUGUCAAUGUCUGCUGCGCCCACCAGCAGCACGUCAUCAUCGGUAAAACCGUCUUCGGCUUCAACAACAACGACGACAAUGUCUUCAGGUCUCAAAACCACCAUCAAUCCUGCAGCCGAACAACCGAAAUCCACGUCGAAUGCAGUGAACGCUCCAACAUACGUCCUGACGCAGGUCGGCGAGGUGAAGGACAAGACCGCCAUCCGCAACGGCGACGACGACGACGAGUUCAAGCGCCAUGACCUAGACCCACCUUCGCGAGCAGCCUUAGAAACCGCAUAUAAGAUGCAGAGAGAGUUCUACAGGCUCAAUUCUCGCAUUCUGGAUGAAGGCACACUGCUGAAACAAGAUGUUAUGGACAUCUACCGCAAAGCUGGAGAAACAUUCUCUUACGAGCAGUUGCUGCAAGGGAUGCUUGAAGACGGGGAAAUGCUGCUCCUAGGCGGAUGCUGGCUGCACUACAUGCACGUCGAGUUCAAAGAUGAGACAGGGGAGAAAACCGUGAGACAGCCAUAUGGGAAAGGGCGGCUGUGUCUGACAAACAACCGUGUUCUUCUGCUGUCAGCUGAGAUUUAUUCAGAUGCAAGUCUUGAACCAUAUGGAGACCCCCAAAAGAAGGGUGGCUACAAGCUUGAGGUAUCAAAACGCAAUGCCAUCAUCUUCCGCAACAUACCACUAUCGUGUUUCUACAGUGCUGAGCUUGAGGUCAAUGUGGGCACAUCUGCGCAGACCAAAAUCACAGCACGACGGCGGCCUUGCUGUUGGAGUGCUUGCACUUGUUGCUUCAGUAGCUGGACCUCGACUCCCCCCAUGACUCGCUCUUUCAAUGAGCGAGUUGUUCGCAUGGGGGUGGCUUUGCCUCCCUGGGGCACACAUGGUUUUAUUGUAGUUCAUCUUGAUCCUGGACAGUCACUGACUACUGCACGAGACUUUGUUGCACAGCUGCAUCAGCACUCACCACACAUGCACUGAGUUGCUGCCCAUGGACAGUGUGGUUAAGUGGCAAGACCAGAGCAAAGUGAUGUUGACAGUAAAUUUCUUAAAGAAUUAGAGAUUUGUGAUGCUGAUGCAAAUAGAUCUUGCUUGGGUUGAUUUUUAUGCUGUAGACUGGUGUGUCAUCUCUUCAUAGUGAUGAUGCCAAUAGACCACUUUGUUUUCAUAUAAAUAAAAAAAACAUGCAUGGCUUUUGUAAAGAUUUUGCAUACCAAGUUUUAGAAAUCUUAAUGUCAUUUCUCAAGCUUGGACAAAAGGGCAUGCUCUUAAACCAGUGUUAAUAGUGUGCUAUAUGCAGCAGGAAUUGUAAAACCAUUUCACACAGUUAUUUACAUUUUUGACAUGUGAUUGCAAAUAUAUUUAUGUUUUUGUAGCAUCUUUGCUUGUUGCAGCAUGCCAUGGGGGUAUAUACAUGUGCCAAAUAUGUUUUGCACACAACACUUCCACUUUGACAAAUGUAAAGUUUUUUAAUCAAUGGAUAAAAACAGCCAACACAUAUGCAUAUUAAAUGAACAAAAUAACUAAUUUGAAUCACACUGGUUUAACCGUGUCUUUCAUACUGUGAAAAAAAUGUAACUCUUCUUUUCAUGAUUAUCAUGAACAUCAAAUGUUGUAAUUCUUGUAGUAGAGUAUUUGUCAUUAGGAGGAUAAAGAUGGAUGAUUAGUAAUUGUCACAUUCUCUGAUUAUCCAGCUUAAUAAGUGUGCAAUUCCACAGGAUUUACUUUGCUCUUAGCCCCUCAUUUUGCACAGUCAUGGUUUUUUCCUGUCAGGUGAGGCAGUCAAGUUUUUUGUGCUGAUGUGAUAGACGCACACACAGUGAGACACACCUAGAAAGAUUUUACAAUUUGAUUUUUGUAUAGUCAUAUAAAUAAAGCCAUAGCAAGCUUUUUCUUAUGUGUAUUCUGAAAGUUCAAUGGUUAAGUUGACCAUUUGAUGAUUUGACCACUACAUCUAUGCUCUAUUCAACCAUUAGUAUAACAGAUCAUAAUCAUAGUAUCCUUUAUCUCAACCUUGAUUUAAAAAAAAAAAGAUUUCUUUGCACCUUUGGUAGCUUUUUUCAGACUUGAGCUUCAUUAUUAUCGUUAUUGGUUGACCAUGUGUCAAUCUGUUCUCAUUCAUACUGUGUGUAUGUGAGAGAGAGAAAAAAAAUUGUAAAACACAAAAAGAGCAGCAUGAUGCUCUCGUCUAGAAAUUUUAACUUCCAAGUGGAGACUGUGUUGUUAGGUGCAAAAAAGGUGAUGCUGAUACCUUGACAAGGCAGUGAGCAUUGCAGCGAGAUUCCAGAUGUGCUUGUCCAGGAAACUCUUUGCAGAAUUUCAAAUGCAUUUCCAAGAUGACAAUUUUUCUAUGCAGCGAAGUAGUAAAUAGUGGUCUUAGGGUUGUGUACUUUUGAUUUUGUGUUUUUGAUAUUAUUUCAUAAUUUUAAAUUUUUUUUAGGCAAAAUUGAAAAUGCUGUGGGUGUGUGCUUGUGUUUAUUCACAAGUGCCUUGACAGGGUUGUUAAUUUGAUGGCACAAUGGCUAAAGCACCUGUCACCGGGAAUCAGGUGUUGUGGGUUCAUAUUUUGUCUCUGACAUACCUCACAGAAUGUGACACCUGACACCUGACAUCAGUGGUUUUCUCCGGGUCUUUGCUUUCCUCCACCCUGAGUUUUUAUGUCUGAGAGAAGGACUGAGUGAGUAGUUAAGAUCUGAAUGAUGUUUAAUAAAUUUGCGUGAUUUGUUUGAUCCUAUUGAUAAUUACACUUAAGUGUGUGCUUGUACAACUUCGUGUAAACACCUCAAGCCCACCUAUGUUGGUGAGGUAAAGCUCUCCAUAAGUAAACGUUUCUUAAUUUAUACAUUUAUUAUAAUAAUAAAUGUGUGUGCUUUAUAAAUCCACUUCGUUAUUGUGCAUUAUUUAUGCUGAUGGUAUAUUAAAUCUUAUAGUGUUUCUUUUGCAAUGCUUACAUCAUUUGUCAAUUGAAAUUCUUAAUUCUUACCAGGUCUAAUAUAGGUAAAUAAACAAUGUAAGAUGGGUGGGGACAGAAUAAAUUAACAAACUAUGAUUAAUAUAUUUGGGGUAAUCUUUUGUAAAAAUCAUAAAUAAAAAAAAGCCAAUUUAAUACUAUCCCAACACACAAAAAAAGCUUAUAGAUUCCUAGAUAAAAAGCAAAAUGGUAAAUACUGCAAAUGUCAUUCGCAUAGAACAUUUACAGUCUGAUGCAUGGUUGCCUCCUUUUGCACAGGCCAUCACAUUUGCUGUUUGGUGUGCAAUCUGCGUUACACAAAAAUUCUGCAGGAAUUGCAUCAUGAGCAAAUCUUUGUGUUUUACAAUCUUUGAUGUAAUCUAAUAAUGCUGAUUUCACUCUAUAAUGAUUAAAUUGACUUGCUGAUUGGCUUCUGUUAUAUGUAGCUGCAUCAACUCAGGCUAUGGUCAACUAUGAUUAUGGUGGCAAAAGUGGCAAAUUGACCUGAAAGUGGCCUCCAAUUUCAUAAACAAAAUUCACAUUCUGCCUUCUACCACUGGCAUUCUAUUUUUUGACUAAUUAAAGUCGUAUUUUAUUUAUCCCUUUUCUAUGUAAUAUGCAAAUAAGAACAAAUGCAUGCCUGUAUAGUCAGCUCACAUUAUCAUGUCAUGUACUAUUAUAAAUGCUGCAAACGUCAUAUUAUACAUUUUGCAACCAUGUUACUUAUGAACUGCUUUUUAAUUAGUUUUGGUUUCUAACGCGUUAGCGAUUUUACUAACGUCUCAAUUUGAAAUAGAUUUACGAAUAGUUAAAUUGUACCUUGACUUGCAUUUAUUAGUAAACUUCUGCCAAAGUUUCAUAUAUUUCUUACAUUAAAAUUUUUCUAUUUAUUUAUGCAUAUCUAUUUUUUGAAAUUUUACAAUCAAAUAUAACAAUGAAGAGAUCGAGUUUGCAUAUUCUAAACAAACCAUAGUCAAUUUUAAUAAGGAAAAGCAGUCUAUGAAAAACAUUAAUUGUUAUAAAUAAUAGCUGCUACCUGCAUACAAAAUGAUUAAGUGCCAUAUGCAUUCAAUUAAAUGUUUACACUACAUGCAUUUAUCAUCCUAUAAGCUAACUUUGAUCUGUACUUUAAAAAAGAAAUCAUUGAAUAUGGUUUUGUACAAUGCGAACGUGAAUUUUACUGAAUAAAAAAAAAACA